This is a messenger RNA of Puntigrus tetrazona (Sumatra barb), 3635 nucleotides long. RefSeq names its product vitelline membrane outer layer protein 1-like. NCBI's taxonomy places the organism in Eukaryota, Metazoa, Chordata, Actinopteri, Cypriniformes, Cyprinidae. Bases 2858 to 3493 code for a protein of 211 amino acids. The record is from RefSeq and is a predicted model, not a curated record. The transcript has 6 exons.
UUCAAACCUUUUAAAAGUUUAUUUAGGCUAGGUUCAUUUAUUCAGUUAGUUUUGCAUUGCUGUUUUGAUCACUGGCUGGAACCAUAAUAUGAAUAACAAUUUUUUUCUAUUGGUCUGGAUAUGUAUUUCUUCAUGCAAUGCAUCAUAUGACCAAGAAAAACUUCAGUCGAGUUGCAUGAACUUGGUAAAUUCUUAAUAAGUGCUCGUAACCACAUGUGGGGCAAUAAAUUUCACAGUAUUGAUAAUCUAUGUAUUCUGAAGGAGCUCUGAAAGCAUCGGGUAUCUUUUGGUCAAGAAAAAGCCGAAAUCAAGCAGAAUUAAUCAUGUUUAAUCAAGGUUAGAGUUAACUUUGAAGGACUGCUUGUAGCUCUUUUAAAUUCAGGAGUGAGUUUUUUCAAGGUGGUAUUUGGGAUGAUAACACUCAAUUCAGGCUCAUCGAGCUCAUAUGAGAACUAUGCGAAGUAGACAUAGUAGUAGUUAUAUCAGGUUUGAGGUUGUUAUGAAUUAUUUUUUUUAUGAUAGGAGCUACUAUUUUUUUUGUUCCAAAUAUCUGAAUUGAAUCUCUUCCCUAGAAGCACAUUGUAGUGUCACGUCUUUUUGCUGAAACGUUAUAUCAGAUGCUUCAUUAAAUGAAUGCAUAUAACAGUUUGCAGUAUCCUUUUUCUUGUGUAAUUUCCUGUCAUUAUGUGCAUAUCACUAGGCCUCGGACACACCGGUGCACCCAUAUGAUAAUGACACACACACACACACACACACACACACGCAUGUUCAUUUUUAUAUUUCCUUCAGUUUUUCUCAACUGCUAAAACUAUAACCAGGCUUUUGAACUAAACUUUCAAAAGCAUAACACAUUUUUUCACACAAAUCCCUACAUUUCUCACAACUUAUGCCACGUGUUCAUUUAAAAAGCACUAGCUUUCAGUAUGGUUCACUCAAGUCUGCAUAGUUUGAGAUCAGUUAGCGCACAGUUAAGUAGAAACACUAGGAGUCCACGCACCAAUCCGAACCUUCGAUGGAUAAAGGGCCAAAGUCAUCUUACAGUGGUUCUAAGUGGCUUGUGGUUCUCAGAUCAGAAAUGAAAUUCUCAAAAGUACUUAUUCGACUUUCACAUCAUCACUUGUGCACGUAAUAAAAAAAGUUUCUCAUUCUUUUAAACAAGUUGUGAUGGCAUUGUACAUUCAUGCAACGGGUUAUGAACGUUUUCUACAUUGCUCAAAAUGUAUUAUAUAGUUCUCUGAUCUAUAGUCUUGCCCCUCAAAUAAAAAUAAAGCCUGAAUUUGUAGCUAUGUGUAUUAAUUUCUUACUAUGUUUUUAUGGAUAGUCAAGAAUGAAAAUAGUAAGUACACAGGAUGAGCUUAUUUGCAUAAACGUACAAAGAACUAAGCGGUUUCAUUUUAAUUUUUUUCAAGCCAUAGGACUAGUUAAACUUAGGGUCACGCUGAAGGAGCACUCAACGAGAAUAUAACAUAAAAGUUUUGAAAUCUUCUACACACGAAGCAACUAAAUACGGCAGGCAACAAAUAAACAACGGCGAUCGGACAAACUGGACUUAAAUACACAAAGCAAAUGACUAAAUUAACGAGACGCAGCUGAACACAAUAAGACAAUUAACUGAAAUCAGGGACAUGGGACGAGAAAACACAAAACAACUGUGACACUUAGUUUUGUAAUAUACUUAUACAUAUAUUUGCACUUGCACAUAUAUUUAUACUGCACAUAAUUGCAUGAAUAGUGUAUUAAAUAUAUAGACUGUAAUAUUACUUAAAUAUGAAACGAAAAUUACUGGUGUUACAACAUAAGAUGCUAAAAGGGCUCCAAAACAGUUUCUUUAUAGCACAGAAAAUGAUAAAAUACCUUAUUUCUGUUUUACAGUAUCUAUUUUUCUUUGAAACCCAGCAUAUGAUCUGAUCAGUGAGUGUUUGUCUAAAGGGUGUUUACAUGCAGCUCAUUGAUUUUAAUAUUUAAGUUCGUUUAGUUUUGUAGGCGUUCAUAACUGACUGGAACAGUAAUGAACUAAUAAUGUAAUUUCUCUAGAAAGGAACAGAUAAAGAGAAAAAAUACAUACAUGUUCCUUCAUGAUAUUAAUUAAAACAUGAUGUAACUAUAGUAGAGUAGGAAAAUUUUUUUUUAAAUGAGAUGCUUUUGGUCUAAUCGGAUUCAACGAUCUAUGCUAAGCUAUGCUAAAAGUGCCUUCACCAGACCAGGAGAUCAGAGAAUGGUAAAACUCAACAUAUGAACUCUAGGGAGUUGGAGAACGAGCCUAUUUACAAAAUGAGUCGAGUGUUCCUUUAAGUAUUAAAAUGCUCUUUACUUUGUUUUCUGUUUUGCAUCAUCUGUUUUAUUUGAAACAUCACGAAAGACAAAAAAACCUGCCGUUUAAGCAGCAUUUGAUGUGAUCCGAUCCGUCAGCAUUAGUCUGAAGUGUGUUUACAGGCAGUUUCGUAAUUUAAUUAAAUAUUAAUCAUUACACAUGCAUAUUUCAUAUAGUUUUUCUUAUUUCUUAAGCUUCACUUUCGACUGCCCUUGUGUAACUUCCUUUCGUUAUUUGCACAUCUUUAUCACAAACAAGAGCGAUAUCUCGGACAUAAUACAUUUGUUGGAUAAUGCCAACAACACACACACACACAUGCUUGCACACACAUCUUAAAUGUUAUGUUUCUUAAUAUCCAUAUAGGGUAACUUCUGACCUCUGACUACUUUGAUUGGAUGCUUUGUAAGUUGUUGUAUGAACCCGUGUUGUAUAAAUAUGACCCGUCCUCUUUAGUAAAGUUUUAAUGAAGAAUUUUACUGUAGCUCUCUGCUUGAUCCAUUAAUUCAUUUGAAUCAGUUAUUAAUUAAUCAGUCCAGCGCUGCAGUAAUGCAUCAGUUCAUUUCCGUGACGUUUUCACUGCUAGUCAUUACCGGGCUGCGGGUGAGCGUUCAGGCCGGAGAAACACGUCCUGAGCGGAGCAUCAGCAGACAUUACAUAUCAGAGCUGACUGUGACGAACGGAGGGAGAUGGGGGUCGUGGGGUCACAAGGAAAUGUGUCCGACUGGAACGUACGCCGCAGGCUUCAGUCUAAAGGUGGACAGUGCUCCCUAUGCUCAAACGAAUGACAUUACUGCACUCAACGGGAUUCGCCUUCACUGCAUUGAUAACUACAGGAGAUCACUGAACCAGUAUCACGAAUACUCCACGGUUCGGUCAGAAGUGGGCAGCUGGGGUCGGUGGACAGAUAUCAAAUGGUGUCCUUCUGGAUUCUUGAGAGGUUUUGCCCUGCUAGUCGAAAAACCUCAAAACACUGGUGACAACAAGGCAGCAAACAACAUCGCGUUCGUGUGCAGUGGAGGGGCUGUCCUAAUAGGCAGCGGCACAAACUGGGGCGAAUAUGGUGCCUGGAGUAAAACGUGUGAAGGGAAAGGGAUUUGUGGUAUUAAGACACGGAUAGAAGAGCCGCAGGGAUCUGGAGACGACACCGCUCUCAAUGACGUGACCAUGUUCUGCUGCAGUUAAGGUGUUGGAGGACGACAGCAAGAACAGCAAGAAGAUCAGCAUGCUGUUUUGAGCUCACGUUAACCAAAUAAAAGCUUGAACAAAAUAAAGCCCCAUGUGAUCAAGACCUCAACACAGAGCAGACUCUACAUCAUCUCACUUA